AUGCCCAGUAUGGCCGAUUCUACCUCUUCUCCGUCCUAUGGUUGUUCCAGUCAACCACUGUCUCCUGAAAUGCAGAAUAAUCGUAAACGCAAACAGCUACAAUACCCCACUUCAGUCGAUAAUUCGCCUUAUAUGAACAUCCCGUACCCCCCCGCCCAAUGGUCAACAGACCCCUAUGCUACCCAUUCCUCCAUCGGAUACACCACUGAAAAACCUGAUAUGAUGUCCUGGCCAUCAACCCAAUUCGACCCUCGUUCUACCUCCACCUCAACUCCAGAAAGCAGAGUUCGUCAACCAUCCUCAACAUCUUCUGCCACAGUAGACAUCGACGACCUUUUUGAUCAAAUUGACCCAACCCUCAUUCCAGGAACAUCCUCAAAUCCUGCCCGCUCAUUCUAUGUCUAUGAUCAAGACCAACCCCCCACAGAUCAACAAUCGGCCUCAAUCAUCUCAUCGCAACCACAGGCCUGCCAAUCGUUUGACUUCAUCACUUCAUCGUAUGCUUAUUCUGGACAGUCACUCCAAGACGUCCCACUCGAUAUCCACUCCUUCCCACUUCGCGAAUCCCCUCAGGUGCCCUCCCAGCUCGGCUCAGAACCAAACCAGAACACCAGAUACAGGCAAUCCGACCUUCAGCUCCACGACCUUCAUACUGUCCAUCGACGCAACCAGCAACAAUUGAUUCAGUCCUGGGUUGGUGCAACAUACUCAGCUCCCCAACAGGUAUCUCCGAAUCACUCCCCAGCCGGCUCAAAUCCAGCCUUUUCUCCCGUUACUCCCGCCUUCUUCUCUCCCAGUUUCCUCGACUCUCUUCAGGGCGAUGGCCAUAGCUCACCCAGGCAGCUCACGUUGGACCAGUCGUACUCCCAGCCUGUCUCAACCGGUCUUGACACUCGACCCUUGGACUGGAAUUCUGAUUAUAAUUCCACUCAAGCUGAUCAAAGACUUAACAUGGUUGCCCAGACAAGAGAUAUGCUCUCACCACCUGCAUCACCUCCACACUCGUCAAAUUCGUCGACAAAUUCGUCUCCUCCAAUUACUCCCAUGUAUGGUCGUUUGUCAAACCUCUCGAUUCGCUCCACACCGGUUUCUGUUUCUGUUUCGGCUCCUGGUCAAAUCCCAUUCAACGGGCAUCACUACUACGAUAAUUCGGCCACUACUACUAUCCCAACAAACAUGACUGGCGGACAUCCGAUGCUAGUCGUAGCCACAGCAGCCCAUCCACCAACCAUUCCAGAAGCGGCGAGUGAAGAAGACGAAACUCGACUAACCUCGGGUCCUAUUUCCUCUCCACACCGAAACCACCCAAACGUUAUUAUUGAUCGUCGUUCAGUCAAGACCAAUCGACAGAUGAUUCAAGCCUUUCAAGCCGCAACCUUUCGACCUCACAUUCAGAAAUAUCUCAGGAGCCCAGACCCAAUGUCGGUUGGUGAACGUACAGUUGUUAUACUCACUUCCAAAGUGGCACAAAAGAGUUAUGGUACCGAAAAGAGAUUUCUGUGUCCCCCGCCCACUGCCAUUCUGGUGGGUACUACUUGGUGGACUCCCAAAAAGGAUGCAACGUUAGACGAUGGCCAUGUCUCGGACGAUGCCCAAAGUCAACCACCUGACCCAUUUCUCAUCGACAAUGAACGCGUCCUGGCACCCCCAAGACUGACGGUCUGCAUUUCCGGAGAGGCAUCAAGCCAGGCUGGACACAUCGAAUGGUACACUGUCUCGGGUGUGACGGUCGGCCAGACUGGACAUGUUAAGGCAGCCCAACCUUCUUCCUCGUCUUCGUCUUCUUCUCCUUCUGGAAACGGCACCACCAGUGGCACCAGUGCUCAACAAGAAGGUCUGCAUCCCAAUAGAUUCAGAAGUGCAGAAUCAAGAAACAAUAACUUUGAUUGGUACCACAACCAUCACCAGGAACCCUUGGCUGCCGGAAAGAAUGUCUCGAAACAUCUGUUUAUCAAUGAUGCCGACGAAAAACGGAAAAGGGUCGAAUGUCUGGUCAAGAUUCAGUUGGCCAAUGGUCUGAUGCUUGGGACACUUGCCAGUAAAGGAAUCAAGGUCAUUAGCAAACCAAGCAAGAAAAGGCAGAGUGUUAAAAACAUGGAGCUCUGUAUUCAUCAUGGCACAACUGUAUCUCUGUUUAACCGAAUCCGCUCUCAGACCGUCUCUACCAAAUACCUUGGCGUGUCUUCUUCUUCAGCUCAGGGCUCGCCUUAUGCUUUUCCGGGUCAUGCUCAACCAAAGACCCAGGCAAGCGAUGUCAAUGACGGUACCUGUUUUGUAGCCCGAACUACUUGCUGGGAUCCCUUUGUGGUCUGGGUGGUGGACACUACGCGCACUCCGGGCGACGGUAAAGAAAGUGACACACCCGAAGAUUACAUUGGUCGCAAUGUGUACACCCCCAGCGUGCCUUACCCUCCGCCACCCGCGAUUGCUUUGAAGAACAAGACAAACCAGCUAGUCCCGAUUCUCUACAACCAGCACAUUGUUCUGCAGUGCCUUACAACCGGUCUUGUUAGCCCGGUUAUGAUCAUACGCAAGGUAGACAAGGCAUCUACUGUUGUAGGUGGCGCUCGUUCUGUCGAUGACCCUCACAUUUCUGGAGGUGGUGAGUAUGGCGAUGAAGUAUUCGGAGACCCUGUUUCCCAACUCCACAAGAUUGCCCUUCAGAUCGUCCAAGACCCUUCAAAUGCAGUACACGCCCAUCAUGCUGCAAUGCGCCAGCAAACCCAAUCCCAAAAUGGAGACUACGAUAUGAACUACAGCAAUUCUGGUGUAUUUUCACCUACGCAUCUACCCACACCAGCACCAGCACCAGCACCAGUACCUCAAUUGCAAGAAAAAAUGAUGCCACGCUCCAACCAGCCUGUCACUUACUUGGCAUGUCUGAAUGAUAUGGUUGGAAUGCACAAGACUGUGGAUCCCAGACGACCUUUAGCGACCAUAUCACAGCAGACAGCAGCAGAGGCAGCCGCGACCGGAGCAUACUUUCUGAAAGAGGAGACGAUGAAUAAUUACAAUACGAUCGAUAGUUCGGUUCCUUCGCAGCAAGAAGGUGGGAAAGUAGUCCGUAAGCGACGAGUGUCGACUGAUGUUCUUGAAAGACACCUUAAUUCCGGUUUGAACAACUACAAUUUAAAUAUGAGUAUGAGUAUGAAUAUGAAUAUGAAUAUGAACGGAAUACCGCCCAGUAAACUCGUUAGUUCAAUGUCGCUCACCAACCUCAAGGAAAGAAAUCAGGGCGAGAUACUUGAUCCUAGUCUUCGCCGACGCGUCAAUAGUAUGAACGAUGAUAUUGAGGCAUACUACGGAAGCCGUGCAAAUGGCGGAAGUGCAGCAUCGCAUAUUCUCAUGAAUCGUGGCCGAUCAGGGUCGACGCAUUCUCUGGAGAACAGUAAGCGAAAGCCAAGCAUGAGUGCCAGUAGUAGCUCUAGCUCGACUAGCACCGGCAGCCGUCGUAUGUCAGCUGUGAGUGUGAAUGCUGGUAGCCCUAACCAUGGACUUGGUUCAUAUUGGAGUGAGGAUGUUUCUGACGCAGCAGUUUGGACAAUUGUAGGAACAGAUUGUGCUGUAUAUACAUUCUGGACACCUCCUGUGGACGACACACGGCCACAGUUGAGCGUAAAUACAACAAUGUUCCCUACCUUGUUGAACUACACUCUCAAUAUGUCGCCUAGUGUGGCCUACCAGACGCAGCAAAGCACAGGUCUCGACCGACGCCUUCAAUCGACAGGAGAAGAAUACCCUGAUUCAAAUGAACAAUUGAUGUCCUUGCACGGCGAGUCCUUUUCGCGUGAUUUGCAGGUGUGGUUUGGAGACAUCAAGGCGCUUGAUUCGGAUUACCGUAGCCGAGAAUUGUUUGUAUGCAGGUUACCUACGCGUCAGAACCUCUUGGAGGGAGUAGGACUCGAGACAGUUGGCUUUGACAAUACGACACAUGCUCCUAUCUACAGUCUACCGAUUCUAUUGGUCCGAGGAGAUGGCACUGUUUACAAGACCAACAAGACCUACAAAUUCCAGGAAAAAAAAUGGGGGGGUAAGAAGAAGGAGGAGCCAUAUUCUGAAUAG
Messenger RNA from Phycomyces blakesleeanus NRRL 1555(-), 4062 nucleotides. RefSeq names its product p53-like transcription factor. Bases 1 to 4062 code for a protein of 1353 amino acids. NCBI's taxonomy places the organism in Eukaryota, Fungi, Mucoromycota, Mucoromycetes, Mucorales, Phycomycetaceae. The record is from RefSeq and is a predicted model, not a curated record. Gene Ontology annotation, biological process: regulation of transcription by RNA polymerase II. Gene Ontology annotation, cellular component: nucleus. Gene Ontology annotation, molecular function: DNA-binding transcription activator activity, RNA polymerase II-specific; RNA polymerase II cis-regulatory region sequence-specific DNA binding. The transcript is spliced from 7 exons.